Marmota monax (woodchuck) is the source of this 6854-nucleotide messenger RNA. RefSeq names its product ligand dependent nuclear receptor interacting factor 1 (gene Lrif1). NCBI's taxonomy places the organism in Eukaryota, Metazoa, Chordata, Mammalia, Rodentia, Sciuridae. The transcript is spliced from 4 exons. Gene Ontology annotation, molecular function: nuclear retinoic acid receptor binding. Gene Ontology annotation, biological process: regulation of DNA-templated transcription. The coding region runs from base 73 to 2358 and encodes 761 amino acids. The record is from RefSeq and is a predicted model, not a curated record.
UCGCUUCCUUGAGAACCUCGGCCCCACAUUCCCCACUUUGCUGGAUGAUCUGUCCCUUCCCCACCCUCUAAAAUGUCCAAUAAUCUACAGAGGGUCUUCCUGAAACCCGCAGAGGAAAAUUCAGGCAACGCCUCACAUUGUGUUUCAGGCUGCAUGUAUCAAGUAGUUCAGACGAUUGGCUCGGAUGGAAAAAAUCUUCUGCAAUUACUUCCAAUUCCUAAUUCUUCUGGAAAUCUUAUCCCACUAGUUCAAUCUUCAGUCAUGUCUGAUGCUUUGAAAGGGAAUACAGGAAAACCAGUUCAAGUUACUUUUCAGACUCAGAUUUCCAGCUCUUCCACAAGUGCAUCAGUUCAAUUGCCCAUUUUUCAGCCAGCCAGUUCUUCAAAGUAUUUUCUUACAAGAACAGUAGAUACAGCAGAAAAAGGUAGAGUUACUUCUGUGGGAACUGAAAAUUUUACCUCAUCAGUUUCUAAAGUUAAGAGUCAUGGUGUGAAAAUUGAUGGACUCACCAUGCAAACAUUUGCUGUUCCUCCCUCAACACAAAAUGAUUCAUCUUAUAUUGUAGUCAAAACCCCGAAUCUUCCAAUGACUGUGAAGUCUCCAGUUUUGCCUUCCGGGCAUCAUUUACAAAUUCCAGCCCAUGCUGAAGUGAAAUCCGUACCUGCAUCAUCAUUGCCUCCUUCAGUUCAGCAAAAGAUACUUGCAGCUGCAACCACAAGUACCUCAGGAGCAGUUGAGUCCUCCCAAAUACCAACAGUUAUUUAUGUAUCUCCUGUAAAUACAGUGAAAAAUAUAGUUACCAAGAACUUUCAAAAUAUCUAUCCAAAACCUGUUAAAGAAAUAGCAAAGCCACUGAUACUAAAUACCACCCAAAUUCCAUCGAAAGUUGCUGCAGAGACACAAUUAAAAGGUGGUCAGCAUUCUCAAGCUGCUCCAGUGAAAUGGAUUUUUCAAGAAAAUCUACGGCCUUGUACUCCAUCUCUUGUUCCUGUUAAAUCUUCAAAUAAUGUGGCUUCAAAGAUUUUAAAAACUUUCGUAGAUAGGAAAAGUUUGGGAGAUAAUACUGUAAAUAUGCCACCAUUGAGUACCAUCAGUCCUAGUGGGACACAAUCCAUAAGUGUGCCAAUUAAAGAUAAUGCUUUGGUUAUGUUUAAUGGGAAAGUCUAUCUGUUGGCUAAAAAGGGGGCAGAUAUUUUGCCAUCACAAAUUGACCAUCAGAAUUCUGUUUCUCCUGAUAUUCCACUAAGAAAAAACACAUCACAGGUAGUGAGUUCAAGUCCAGUCACAGAAAUAUCCAGAGAGGUUGUAAAUAUUGUUUUGGCUAAAAGUAAAUCUUUACAGAUGGAGACAAAAUCACUUUCAAAUACCCAGCUUGCUUCCAUGAUUAAUCUAAGUGCAGAGAAGAAUAAAAUGUUCGAAAAAUCAUCUCUUUCUACCACAAACCCACAUAACAUGAAUCAAUCCAGUAACUACCUAAAACAGAGUAAGACUUUAUUCACAAAGCCAGUCUUUCCAGAUGGAUUUAGUACAGGACAGAAUGCCCCCAGAAAAGGAAAUACGAUCCAGAGCAUAGAGAAAAUAAAUUCCUCUGUUGAUGCAACAACUGUUACUUCACAACAGUAUGUUUUCAGAGACCAAGAAUCAAAGAUACAGAAUGAGAUGGCAUCAACAUUAGGAAAAGUCUCUCAAGGAAGAAAUGACAAGAAAGUCUCUCAAGGAAAUAGUGUUAAGGCAUCAUGUCUGAAGAGCGAUGCUGAAUUUAAAAAGAUAUUUGGUCUCACUAAAGAUUUGCGAGUGUGCCUUACUCGAAUUCCUGAUCAUUUGCACUCUGGAAAAAGUUUUGAUUCCUUUAGCAGUGUGAUGAAGAGUAGUACUAACACAGAGACAGAGUUUGUGGUGAAGGAACAAGAGAGAAAACAGGGUUUUAAUAAGAAAAGAAAAGCAAAAAACAUGAAGAAUAUGGAUCACACAAAGAAGAGAAAUACCGAGAGUACCUGCAACACAGUCAUAAAUGGGGUAACUAUUGUCACCAGUUCCCAACCCCUCUGCAGUGUUUUACCGACUUCAGAGGUAUCAAAAAAUAACAUUCCCACAAGCUGCAGCAAAACCAGAGAAGAAAAGAUAACUGAAGUAGAACACUAUUCCCACAAGAAGGAGGAGAAAGGUGCAUUGAGUUCAUAUGCAGCUUUUGAACAAAGUAAUUUCUUUAAUAAAAAAUAUACUGAAGAUAUUUUCCCAGUGACACCACCAGAAUUAGAAGAAACCGUCCGAGAUGAAAAAAUAAGAAGACUUAAACAAGUGCUAAGAGAGAAAGAAGCAGCUCUUGAAGAAAUGCGUAAGAAGAUGCACCAAAAAUAAUAAAAAUGUUACGUACUGAAAGACUUUAAUAUGAAAUAACUGUGUUUUUAAAAUAGACUUUUGUAUUAGUAUAUUAUUCCACCCUUAUCUACCAGGAAUGCUUUUCAAAUGGAAGGUUCAAAAGUGGAGAUAGUACUGAACCCUGUAUACAAGCACUGUAAUACUGUUGACAGUCACUCUGAUAACAGUUACAUAAGUGAAUAAUGGUCAAGUAGCAGAUAUAGAGUGGAUACCCUGGACAAAGGGAGGAUUUAUGUCUUGAGCCAGGGGAGUGUAAGAUUUCAUCACACUACUCAAAAUGACAGAAUUUUUUAAAAAGUUAUAAAUUAUUUCUUUCUGGAAUGUUCUGCUUUAAUAUUUCUGGAUAGCAGUUGAUGGUGGAUAACUAAAAUCACAGAAAGCAAAACUGCAGAUAAACAGCGGGACUAUUGUUUUUUUUUUUUUUGGAUUGAUUUUCUAAUUUAUUUUUUUUUUAAUUUUUUAUUGUUGGUUUUUCAAAACAUUACAUAGUUCUUGAUAAAUCAUAUUUCACACUUUGAUUCAAGUGGGUUAUGAACUCCCAUUUUUACCCCAUAUACAGAUUGCAGAAUCACAUCAGUUACACAUCCAAUAUUGUUAAAUUAUAGAUGUAUUCUGAAAAUGAAACCUGUUUAUAUUCUUUGACAAUGAAACCUGUUUUUUUUAUCAGUUGGUUAUAGAAUUUAAGAAAUACAGAAGAGGGUGAUUCAUGUAUGACUUGUGAAUAAUAUACAUGAGUUGUCUGAACCAUUUUCUUAGAUACCUUUUUCUGGAAGGAAAAAAUUUAUAUUUUUCUAUUAUUUUAACUGAAAACUUCCCAAGUUUGAAUAUUUGUAUAUAAGGUUUUUGUUAUUGUUGUAUCUUUAGCUAAAUUGCUCAGGUGUUACUCCAACAAUAGAUAAUUAGUGUGUACUAUUAAAAUUUUACAGUCCAAGAGAGGAAAUUAGCAGUAAACCUAAAUUUACCUUUACUUUAAAAGUACUCUCUUGGUCUCUUUACCUGUAAAAUAACGAUAACUUCUACCUACCAUUGUUGAUUUUUAAAAUUUCAUUAAAAAUGUAGUAUAGCAGCAUCAUUUAAGUAUUUAACCAUUUUUUCAAGAGGGAAGGACACCUGUUUUGUAAUUUGUCAGUUAUUUUAUAUAAUCCAAAAUAAUAUUUGGAAUUCAGGCUAUUUGAUAUAUUGUUGGCUUAAAGUGAUGUGUCUUUAGACAGCAGCACCCCCUUCUCCCUUUAUUCCUCCUUUCCCCCCUUUGGUAAUAUGUACAUAUGUUAUAUAGAUGGUGUAAAAAGUAUCAAUACUUUUUUUUUUUUUAGUAUCAAUACUUUUUACACUGUGAAAUGUAGUUUUUCUUAAUAGAGGAAUACAUUUUUCUUUUUUUUUUUUUUUAAUUUGGAGAGUUUGAACGUAGUGUGGGGAUAGAGAUUAAGAAGAGAGAAGAAUUAGAAAAUGAUUAGCAAAUAUGGGGGGAUAAGAUUUUUAAAAAUGUGUCGUGGCAACAACAGAGAAAAUAGUAAAUCAAAAAAUACUGAAUAGGAUUGAAAUAAUUACAUCAACUAGACUCUGCUGCAUUUUUAUUUUUACAAAUAGCUUUAUUGAGAUAUAUUUCACAUAGCAUUAAAUUCUCCCUUUUUAAAGUGUUUUUUAUUCUGUUCAGAGGUGUGCAACCAUCAAUACACUUUGAACACAACAGGAACAAGUCCUAUACCAUAGCCAUCACCCCAUUCAUUAUCCCUUCCUGUCUAAGUACCACUGUUUCUGUAAAACUGUCUGUUGCAAACAUUUCAUCUGCAUGGAGUCAUACAAUAUAUUUUAGUUUAGUUUAGUUUUGUUUUUACUUGGCCUAAUAUUUUCAAGUUUCAUCCAUGUGGUAGGAUGCAACAGCACUUCAUUAAUUUUUGCUGAAUAUAUUUUCUUGUAUGAAUAUAUAGUCAUCCCUCAAUAUCUGUGACAGAUUGGUUCCAGAACCCUUCCCAGGGAUAUCAGAAUCUUUGAAUAAUUAAGUUAUUUUAUAAUAUGGCAUAGCAUUUGCUAAUAGGCUACUUAUCUCCACCUGUAUAUUUUAAAUGAUUUCUAUAUUACUUGUAAUGCCUAGUACAAUGUAAAUUCUAUGUAGAUAAUUGUCCUUAUUGUUUAGGAAAUAUUGAAAAAAAAUAAAGUCUGUAUGUGUUCAGUACAGACAAAAAAAAAUCCAAAUUUUUGAUGCAUGGUUUGUUGUGGAACCUGCAGACAAAGAGGGCCAAUUGUAUCACACUUUGUUUUUCCAUUCAUCUGUUAUGGAUAUUUGGAUUAUUUCCACUUUGGGCUACUAAAAAUGUUGCUAUGAAUGUUUGUGUGCAAAUUUUUGUAUGAACAUAUUUUCAGUUACCUUGAGUAUGUACCUAGGCAUGUAAUUGCUGGGUUAUACAGUAACUCUGUGUUUAACAUUAUGUGGAACUGCUAAACAGUUCCAUUCAGUUUUGCUCCCUCUACUUAAAUAGAUCUUGUGAAGGUCCUCAGUGAUUUCCAUGUUAUUUAAUCUUAAGGUCACCUGUCAGUCUUCUUAAUAAUUUCAUAAACCAUUAAUAACUUUGAUAAAUAUUUAAAACAUUUAUUACAGAGUAAUGCAUGUUCAUUGUGGAAAAAAUUAGAAAAUAUAGCAAGCUAAAAAUCAAAUCUUCACAGUCCCAUCAUUGAGCAUUCAUCACUAAAGUUAUACAUUCACCUUAAUGUAUAUGCUUUCCAAUCUUCUCUGUGCUCCUAUAUGCAUGUAUGUUUUUUACCAAAAUAAGGUUUUUAUUUUUUUAUCCUGCUUUUAAAGUUAACAGUUUUCAGCCUUUCAAUAAACUUUCAUUUCUUACAAUAUUCACACCACAUUCACCUAUUUGACCGCAGGAUAUCAUUUUCAACUGUUUUUUUCCAAAGCAGAAUCAAAGUUAGGACUAUGUGUUUUAUUUAGCCGUUGUAUCAAUUUCUUUUUAUGAUAUUGAUUUGUUGCAAAGAACAGCCAAGUGUCCUGUUUCCUUUUACCUUGAUAUACAUUGAUUUCACUUCCAGUAGAUCACACUUCUGUGUCAGUGUGUGGCUCAUUUUCAGUCUCCUUUCUGGUUCCUUCUCCCCAGUUUCUUAAUAUUUAAGUGCUCUAGGUUUCAUUCCUUUGGUUUGCUUCUCUGCUUUUGCUCACUUUCUCAUCCAGUUCGUGGCUUUAAACACUAAAUAUUAACAACCAACAGAUUUUCUUUACUUUGAAAUCUCUGUCUUGGAUCCAGACUUUUAUAGCCAAAUGCUUAUUUAAAUCUCUAUUAGACAUCUAAAUAAACACCUCAGACUUUUGGCCAAAAUAGGACUUGUGUUCUUUCCCCAAACCAACUUCACCCACAAUUUUUUCCAUUUUAGCUGAUAACAAUAUCCUACCUGUUUCUAAAGCCAAAAAAACUUGUCAUUCUUUACUUCUUUCUCACACCCUGCCUUUACUUCAAAUUGGUUUGGUUUUGCUUUCAAAAUACUUCAAAUCUGACCACUUUUCAUCUUCCAUGCGCUAGGCCCUGGAGUGGAUUAUUAGUAGCCUCUUAAGCCCUCUCCCUCUUUUCUGCCCCUACAGCCUUGUCUCAGUACAACAACCAGUGAUCCUUUUGAAACAAGUCAUUCUUUAUUACAUGUCAGUGACUCCUAUCACAUGGAGUAAAAGUGAUGAGGGCUAGAGAUCCAACAGGAACAAAUUGAAUUAAAGUACAGCUCUUUGAACAUCCUUUGUACACAAUUGCAGUCUCAUGUCCUGCUUUUGUCUAGGUAGAGAAGUCAACUUUUCCUUAAAAAUUAUGAACUGAGAUUUGAAAGGAAACAGGAUUUAUGUAUUUAAAGUAAAACAAAAUGAAAAUAAAACAAUAAUUAGAAUAUUUAAUAAUUCACUUUUUUCCCAGACACUUUUUUUUUUGGUAUUUUGCCUAUAGUAAUUCACUAAUCUUAUAGAUAAGGAAGAGAAGACAACUGGUCCAAGGUCAUUGUCUGCUGUAAGGUAAAUGGAUAAGUAGGCUAAAAAUAAGUCAGUGGGCCAUUUCAGUGGUUGAGGUAAAAGCAACCCACUUUGAGAGUGGUAAAAAAUUUAUAUUUUUAAUUUAAUGGCUACUGGAUUUAUGACCAUAUUGAAUGUGGGUAAAGGGACAAAAGAAUUAAGCAUGACUAAAAGAUAUGUUUACUUGAGGAAUCGGAUGGAUAGUAAUACCAUUAACAGAGAAGACUGAAGAGGAGCUGAUUUAUAGGAAAUAGUGAACUCAACUUUGGACAGUUGGUAUUAAAGAAGAUAAAAGAAGAUAACAAAAUUGUGGGCUCCUUUUUGAGUAUUUUUAAAGUUUGGAAAAGAAUAAUCUUAAAAUUUUUUUUAAAGACUGGAAAGUGAUAACUUCCAUUUUAGUUGAUUUAUAGAUUCUUGGAAUAGUGUCUUACAUAUAAUAAGCAUACUAUCAGUGUUUGUUAAAUAAAUGCAAUUUAUUUAAUAGGCA